This is a messenger RNA of Vigna angularis (adzuki bean), 2171 nucleotides long. RefSeq names its product ATP-dependent 6-phosphofructokinase 3. Gene Ontology annotation, molecular function: 6-phosphofructokinase activity; ATP binding. Gene Ontology annotation, cellular component: cytoplasm. NCBI's taxonomy places the organism in Eukaryota, Viridiplantae, Streptophyta, Magnoliopsida, Fabales, Fabaceae. Gene Ontology annotation, biological process: glycolytic process; fructose 6-phosphate metabolic process. The record is from RefSeq and is a predicted model, not a curated record. The transcript has 13 exons. Bases 372 to 1982 code for a protein of 536 amino acids.
AUGCAAGAAAAAAAGGAUAAAAAAAGACACAAGGAAUCCGGAAUCUCCGAGGUUUAUUCUAGAAGAACCAAGUAGUCCACCACGGCACAGCAUCACUGUGUUCCACGCCGACCCUCAAAAAAGCUGUGGAUCAAAGUCUACAACUUGAAAUCCACACCCUAUUCCAUUUCCAUCUUCAGCCACCUGUUUCUACUUCACAAGAAAGUUCCUUUUUCACCUUUCUCUUUUUUUUAAGCUAUUACCCUUCAUCAUUGAUUUCUUACACAAAAUCAAAAUUCCACCUUGGUGUCUGAUUCCUUCGGUCAACUCCGUUUACUAUAAAUAUGAUCACUCUGUUCUUCAUCUUCUUCAACUCCUAUUACCCCCUCUGAAUGGAUUAUAGUUCUAAUUCUAUUUCCGAGUUUCCAAAUCAAAACCAAAACCCCACCCCCAAGCAAAACGGUUUCCUUCAUCCCAAGCUGGGUUCCGAACCUGCCAGAUCGCGAUCACGCGCUGCCAUGGCUUCACCUGCCAACUCCGACCCUAAGGUCGUCACCGGCACAGCUGGUUACAUCCUCGAGGAUGUUCCGCAUUUCACCGAUUACAUUCCUAAUCUCCAAACAUAUACAAAUCCUUUGCAAGACAACCCUGCUUAUUCAGUUGUUAAGCAGUACUUUGUGCAUGUGGAUGACAGCGUUCCUCAAAAGGUCGUUGUUCACAAAGAUGGUGCACGAGGGGUACAUUUUAGGCGCGCUGGGCCUCGUCAAAAGGUGUAUUUUGAAGCAGAUGAAGUUCAGGCUGCCAUUGUUACUUGUGGGGGUCUGUGUCCCGGGCUCAACACUGUCAUCAGGGAAUUAGUAUGUGGCUUGAACCAUAUGUAUGGCGUGAAGAGAGUUCUGGGAAUCAAUGGAGGAUACAGGGGUUUCUAUGCUCGCAACACAAUCACUUUAACUCCUAAGAGUGUGAAUGAUAUACAUAAGCGUGGGGGGACUGUCCUCGGAACAUCACGGGGAGGACAUGACACCAAAAAGAUAGUUGACAGUAUUCAAGAUCGGGGAAUCAAUCAGGUUUAUAUCAUUGGAGGAGAUGGAACUCAAAAGGGUGCAUCUGCAAUUUUUGAGGAAGUCAGAAGGCGUGGUCUAAAAGUUUCAGUUGUAGGAAUCCCCAAAACAAUAGACAAUGACAUCCCGGUUAUUGACAAGUCCUUUGGCUUUGACACUGCUGUUGAGGAGGCUCAACGAGCUAUAAAUGCUGCACAUGUUGAGGCUGAAAGUGUUGAAAAUGGCAUUGGUGUGGUCAAGUUGAUGGGUAGAAACAGCGGAUUUAUUGCAAUGUAUGCUACUCUUGCAAGUCGAGAUGUGGAUUGUUGCUUAAUUCCAGAGUCACCCUUUUACCUUGAAGGUCCUGGUGGACUUUAUGAAUAUAUAGAGAAAAGACUCAAGGAAAAUGGGCACAUGGUUAUUGUGAUUGCUGAAGGAGCAGGACAAGAACUUGUUUCUGAGAGUGUGGAGUCCAUGGGCACGCAGGAUGCUUCUGGAAACAAGCUUCUUCAAGAUGUUGGCCUAUGGAUAUCCCAAAAGAUUAGGGAUCAUUUUGCUGAACAGAAGACACUACCAAUAACUCUCAAAUACAUAGAUCCAACUUACAUGAUCCGAGCUAUUCCAAGCAAUGCUUCUGAUAACGUGUAUUGCACACUUCUUGCUCAAAGUGCUGUUCAUGGAGCAAUGGCAGGUUACACUGGCUAUACCAGUGGACUUGUCAAUGGAAGACAAACUUAUAUACCCUUCUAUAGAAUCACUGAGAGACAGAACCACGUAGUGAUAACUGAUAGAAUGUGGGCUAGGCUUUUAUCUUCGACAAAUCAACCCAGUUUUUUGGAUGUGAAGGGUGACCAUGAAGAGACGAAGGAAGAAGAAACAUUGCAUCAGGUACCGAAUGAUCGAAUUUCCAAAGUCACUUUGGAUAACAACGAAAUCAGCCAUGUCUAUCCUGCAGCUUGCUAGUUAUUGUUGUAAUUUGUGACCCUUUGUCAUGCGAUACACUUAAUAGUAUAUAAGAGCUAUCAUUUUGCCCUUGUUUGUCAAUAAGAUGGCUGUGGAAAACUCAGCCUUGCACCAUGAAAAUGCUUGUCAGAAUGUUGUUGCUUUCCAAUGAGAUUGCUUUAUCUGGAAAUGAAUUUUCAUUGGUUUGAA